Molecule: messenger RNA, 5161 nt
Organism: Amyelois transitella
Lineage: Eukaryota; Metazoa; Arthropoda; Insecta; Lepidoptera; Pyralidae
Gene: IntS6
Product: integrator complex subunit 6
Exons: 17
Coding region: 143-3061 (972 amino acids)
Biological process (GO): snRNA 3'-end processing
Cellular component (GO): integrator complex
Source: RefSeq, a predicted model, not a curated record
UGUUCAGCUGCUCGUCGAAGCGGCUGUCGGACGGUCGCCUCUCAGCGAGUCUGCGUACAAUGUAGCGGCCAUUUUUGUUCUUAGUUCAUAAUAGCGUGCGCAUCUUUAAUGUAUUUAGAGAGAUUUUUAGGCAAUUCUCACAAUGACUAUAAUAGUCUUUUUAAUAGAUACAUCUGCUUCCAUGAACCAAAGAGCUUAUUUGGGCGGACGCCCAACGUUGCUCGAUGUAGCCAAGGGCGCUGUGGAAACGUUCGUAAAGGUUCGUCAACGUUCUCCAGAAAGUAGAGGUGACAGAUAUAUGCUUCUAACUUUCGAAGAGCCACCCGCGAACAUCAAGGCUGGAUGGAAGGAAAACUUGGCUACUUUUAUAAAUGAAUUAAAGAAUUUACAAUGCCUUGGACUGACUACAAUGGGUGCGGCCCUGAAACAUGCCUUUGAUGUUUUGAACAUCAACCGAAUGCAGACAGGCAUAGACACGUAUGGACAAGGCAGAUGUCCAUUCUACUUGGAGCCAUCUGUUAUUGUCGUAAUAACUGAUGGAGGAAAAUUAUCCAGUAACGCUGGCAUACAGGAAGAAUUCAAUCUCCCUAUGAACUGUCCCAUCCCCGGGUCAGAGUUAACCAGAGAACCUUUCCGAUGGGACCAGAGAUUGUUCUCACUGGUGCUGCGCCUCGCUGGGACUCCGGCAGUGGAGAGAGACACUGGCCUCGUCCCAUCCGAUUCGUCGCCGAUUGACGCUAUGUGUGAAGUUACUGGAGGCCGUUCUUACUGCAUUACGUCACACCGUAUGCUGAUGCAGUGCAUCGACAGUUUGGUGCAGAAGGUACAAAGUGGUGUCGUAAUCAACUUCGAGAAGAUUGGGCCCGAUCCGCCUCCAAUCGACGGCGGGGCCAACAGGGACGGUGCGGAAACCACCGACGAUAUCACCCAUGAAGCUGAUAAGGAUGUUGAUGGAGACGGGGAAAGGAAUGGGCGUUGGAACGGCGGGCCGUAUCAAGCGGGCGUGACAGCAAACCAGGGCGCCAGCGCUCCGCAAGCGUGGCACUCCUGCCGCCGCCUCAUAUACGUGCCGCGUACGGUCGCGCAGAAGGGCUUCGCUGUCGGCUUCUGGCCCAUACCGGAGUCUUUCCGCCCCGACCCUAAUGCUCCCACACUUCCGCCUCGGUCAGCCCAUCCUGUAGUGAAGUUUACAUGCCUCAGUCAUGAGCCGAUGGUGAUAGACAAUCUUCCAUUCGACAAGUAUGAACUGGAACCCAGCCCUUUGACUCAGUUCAUACUCGCCAGGAAACAGCCGACUAUCUGCUGGCAGGUCUUUGUAGCGAAUAGUGGGUGCAAGAACAACGAAGUCAGUCAUCCUUUUGGGUACCUAAAAGCGUCGACCAAUCUGAGUUGUGUGAAUUUGUUCGUCCUACCAUACAACUACCCAGUUUUGCUUCCGUUGCUGGACGAGUUGUUCAAAGUGCACCGGUGCAAGCCCACGCCCGAGUGGAAGCAGGCUUUUCAACAGUACUUAGAUCGGAUGCCUUCGUAUUAUGUGGCUCCGCUCCGUAGAGCAUUGACAAAGAUGGGAGCAUCUUCGCCACUUCUCCAGAGUUUGAUUCCGGAGAACCAGGACAACUCGCUCAGCUUCUCAGUUCUGAACUAUUUGAAGAGACUGAAAAACCAGGCUAAGAUUGAGUUCGAAAAACUGUGCACAGACGUCAUCAAUAAAGCUUCCAGUAAUAAUAAUCAGAAGCUCACAGAAAGCGUGCGAGUAAUGCCCCGGUCCCCACUGAAGAAGGAUUUGACAACACACCCGUGCCUCCAGGAUAAGUUUACAGCCCUUAGGGACCAACUGAAUGAGUUCGGCGGCUUCGUGGUGGGACUGUCUAGAGGGAGGCAUAAGACACAAGCGCACACGUACAGGAACCCUUUUGAUAUUCAAAGAAGAGAUCUUUUGGAUCAGGUGGUGCGAAUGCGCGCGAACUUCCUCCAACCGUCACUGGCGCACACGAGACUAGUUGACGAAGACAGCGUUCAUUCAAUGCCGGUGGCGCAGAUGGGCAACUACCAGGAGUAUCUGAAGAGGAUGACUCCUCAGCUCAGGGAGAUUGAGUCGCAGCCAGUGAGGCAACAUAUGUUCGGCAACCCCUUCAAAAUUGAUAAGCGAAUGAUGGUGGACGAAGCGGACCUGGACCCUGUCGGGGCGGUGCGCAGCGGCGGCGGGGGCGGCGGCGCGGCCAAGCGCGGGGCGGAGUCCCCCCGCGCCGCGCCCCCCAAGCGGAAAGCGGGGCCGUUGCCGCACCAUGUUGUCGCAAGGAGGCCGUCAUCGCCGUCGGUGUCUCCGUCGCCGUCGCCGCCGUCGUCGCCGCUGCCGCCGCCGCCGCCGCCGCCGCUGGCGCCGCAGUCCCCGCUGUCCCCGCGCCGCCCCACCUCCCCGCGCUCGCCCGUGCCUUCAGACCUGCCCGAGGGGAGGCCGCCCGAAGAGCCGGCCAUCGUGGACACAGGCGGGGCUCCCCCCACGCCUCCGCCACUCGCAGCGCCGCCCAACUUACCGCCGGUCGUCAAACCUUUCCUCAAUGGCGAUGCGUACACUACGAUGGGAAGCAAAAUGCCUCGUUCUCCGUCGCCGCCGCCUGAAGACACGCAGGAGUUGCAGAUCAACGCCAUUCUUCAAGGCAUCGCCGCGGAGAAUAACUUGGCUCGGCCCAGGAAGCCGAAGAAACGAAAGCUCGAUAAACCGAACCAACUGUUGCCGCCUUUACCGCCUGUGCCGUCCCGCAAGGAGCUCGCGGACAUCAAGAAACACAACAUGGACGUGAGGGCCGAAGUGUUCAAAGCUGUGAGGAGACCUGGCAGAGAUUUUUCGAAACUAUUCGAACACCUAAAACAGUUGAAGGGCAGUGUAGAUAAUAAGAAAGAAGUGAUACGUGAAGUGAUAAACGAGUCGUUAAGGUUUAAAAGGAAAGUGUUGGCCAAGUUGCUGGAGGAUUUCUUGGCGGGUCUCGAGAAGAACGGAAACAGUGCCUCGGUGAAGAGAAUCACUAAUUCAUUGUACAGCAAUACUAAUAAUCACAGCUAGUGACACGCUCGCCUCUCGGACAAUCGAGUGAUAAUUGUGGUGCAGAAAGAAAGAAACAAUUCGGGUGUGUGGAGAAUCAAAUAAAGUGGGGUCUCAUAUUGAAGCAUCCACUCGUUUGAAACUCUGAAGGUUGCGACUGAAAUGUUUUUGUCACCUAUUUUCUGAAGUUGAAUGUGUAAACCCAAGUGUCUUUGUAUUUGUAAUAAUUAAAUAAAUUGCAACUAUCGCAUAUCUUGGAUUUUAUGAUCUCACAAUAAUUACCACAAUUCAAUUUAAGAGGAUCCCUUUGAUGCAGUAUUUUUUGUGAACUCUGUUGCUACUAUUAUUUUUCAUUUUAAUUUCUAAUAAGCGAAGUCCAUAAGCUUCGCAUAAAAGUUGUCUAGAGGUUUUUGUCCUGGAGACCUCGAGUUUUAUUGAUUUCUAUUGAACGUCUGCAAUCUAGCGAUGUUCAAUGGGACUAAUGACUUUUCCGAAGCGCGAAGGUGUCGCAUCAAAUCGAAAUAUUAUAAUAGAAUAGAAAUGACAAGUUCUGGUUUACACAACGCGUCGUCGCGACUGAUGAUAAUCAUCACCUCGGUCAUCAUAACGCAAUAGAUUUUUUAUUCACAUUGUCCAACUGUGAACACAUGGUACAAAUAGUAUUGGUCAAUUCUGAGUUUAAUUUGACGAUUGAAGACAUAUUUGUCGGUUCACAGUUUUACAAUUGCGCUGAAAACUACCUAUUUACCUAUCUAAUACUAUGCGGCAUUUCAUUGUAUUAUAUAUUUCCGAUUUCUAUGCGUUAUAAGAGUUCAUACUAAGUUGUAGGUACAUAUACUUAUGGGUAAAUUUUCACACAGCUUGGUUUCGCUUUCAUUUCCAAAGGCUACAUUGUUUACACCUUAGAUAAGUAUAAUGCUUUACGUUCACUAAAUACAAUGUACCAUUUGUAAAUGAAAGUAAAAAUAUUUUUUAUGAAAAUUUUGAUUUCUGAACGCCUGCAGGACUGUGUAAUGUUUUUCACAAAGAAUGUCUUAAAGUAAGCAUGUGAAACAUAAAAUCUGGCGCGCCGUUUGCAUGGGCCAUAAAAUACAACUGUAUAUUUUUUACAUAUUGAUACUUAAGUGCAAUAGAUUAUUUUUUGUCAUUUGCAACGGUAAAUGAUUAAUCAUCCUAGUGAAAUUGAGACCUUGUGAAGGCAUUUAAAUGAAGUUAUCUAACGCUAAAAUAACUAUCUGUUUUAGGUAUCGACUGUUUUUGUUUAUGUGUCAAGGAUCAAAACAAUCUGUCAUUUUAACAAUAAAUUUAAAAGCAAUAUUUGAGUGUGUACGAUCCUUGCAAAAUAUCAGCUUUUGCAAGGUUGUAAAUAACCUUGUACAUAUUAGUUAUAAAGUGGUCUCAAUAAAUAGAAUAUAUUUACCUCAACUAAACAUUUGAUAGUCUUGUUAUUUUUUUAAAAUACUAUUGUUAAACUGGUAGGUACUUAGUAAAAAGCUCGAUUAAAAUUAAAAGCCGAAUUUUUAUGACAAUCAAGAAAUGACAUCAAGUUGUCCACCAGGAUACCCCAACCUGACUCUCAGGGGAUUCCCCAGAACUCAUUUGUUCACCAGAAUUUCGUCAUUGACUAAAUUGGAGAUCGGUUAAUUAUAUACGGCCCGCUAUCUACAUUUAAUUAUGCAAAAGAAUACACUCCUAAUAUGUGUUUAAAAAACAUUUUUUUUUAUUGAUAUGAUUUAUGUACUGGGAAAAUACUAAUCAUUUUAGUUGUGCUUUGCUUUGUUAACAUGAAGUUCCAGUUAAGGUAAAUAUAUUCUAAAUAUUCCGAUCACUGGUUUACCAAUGAAAAUGGAUGUGUAGAGUGCUUUUUAGCAAAAACCGCCUGUUAGUAUGGCCGAUGCGUUCAGAACGUAAGAUCGUAUGAAUAUGACACGUUAUAAAGUUAAUGUUGAUAUUUAUUGUUGGAAGUCAUUACGAAUGUUGAUGUUUGUUACUUUUAAUAAGACAUUUUCAGAGUCUGCGUCCUGAACGUUGUUAGUUUUGGCCAGAUUAAUAGGCGCCAGGUCAAUUGUAAAGUGUAUUAUAUCUUUUUGUAAGUAAAUUAUAGUCCUUAUUGGAUUUUUA